GCGCGCGCGCGUCCCCCCCCCCCUUUCCGCUCCAGCCGCUGGCGGGAAAGCGCGCGCGAUCCAAGCGAACGGCGGCGAUGGGCGCAGGUCGAAGAGGAGCCUGAAGCGCCGGCCCAGGGGACCCCCGGCGCCGUCCCACGGGAAGGCAGGCGGGCGGGCGGGCGGGUGGGGGGGUGGGCUGCCAUGGCCCGUCCGCCGCCGAAGAGGAGCUGCGCCCUGGCGCCCUGCAUGGCGCUGCUGGAGCUUGUGAUCCUGGCCGGCACCGUGCUGCUAGCCUACCACUUCGAAUACACGGACACUUUCCCCGUGCACCUGCAGGGUUUCUUUUGCUACGACAGUGCCUACGCCAAGCCCUACCCUGGCCCAGAAGAUGCCAGCAGGGCACCGCCAGUCUUGGUCUAUUCUCUGGUCACUGCCGUGCCCACUGUCAUGAUUCUCGUGGGUGAGCUGGCCGCCUUCUUCCUCCAGCCAGAAGCUCGCCAGGAGAAGACAAUCAUCUCGGGCCGGUGCUGCUACUUCAACUCCCUUCUCCGCCACAUUAUCCGCUUCUUAGGCACCUAUUCCUUUGGCCUCUUCACCACCACCAUCUUUGCCAGCGCUGGCCAGGUGGUGACCGGCAGUCAGACGCCCCACUUCCUCUCCAUCUGCCGACCCAACUACACUGCCCUGGGCUGCCAACUGUCCUCAGGGACCCUCUACAUCACAGACAAGGUGGCCUGCACGGGGAACCCUGCCCUGGUCGCCGCUGCCCGUAAGGCCUUUCCGUCCAAGGAUGCUGCUCUCAGCGCCUAUGCUGCGGCCUACACUGUGAUGUAUGUGACGCUGGUGCUCCGGCUGAAGGGCUCCCGCUUGGCCAAACCCUUCCUGUGCCUGGCCCUCCUGUGCCCCGCCUUCCUUGUGGGGGUGGUGCGUGUGGCUGAGUACCGGAACCACUGGUCUGACGUGUUGGCGGGCUUCCUGACAGGUGGGGCCAUUGCCGUCUUCCUGGUGACGUGUGUGGUCAACUCUUUCCAGAGGGUUCCACGUCCAGCCCAGCCGCCUCUCCCUGUGGAGAAUGUGGCCAGCGUCCCUGUGGUAGACCUGCCCUGCGUUGAGAGUUCCCUGGAUAAACUGAGCAUGGCCCAGGAGGUG
Messenger RNA from Sphaerodactylus townsendi, 1131 nucleotides. It is a transcript of the gene PLPPR2, whose product is annotated as phospholipid phosphatase related 2. The transcript is spliced from 8 exons. Gene Ontology annotation, biological process: phospholipid dephosphorylation; signal transduction; phospholipid metabolic process. The record is from RefSeq and is a predicted model, not a curated record. Lineage: Eukaryota; Metazoa; Chordata; Lepidosauria; Squamata; Sphaerodactylidae. Gene Ontology annotation, molecular function: phosphatidate phosphatase activity. The annotation marks the transcript as partial.